Molecule: messenger RNA, 879 nt
Organism: Drosophila persimilis
Lineage: Eukaryota; Metazoa; Arthropoda; Insecta; Diptera; Drosophilidae
Gene: elm
Product: calcineurin B homologous protein 1
Exons: 2
Coding region: 51-620 (189 amino acids)
Molecular function (GO): calcium ion binding
Source: RefSeq, a predicted model, not a curated record
UGAUUAUAUUCAGCGGGUGCCAAAAUUUUAAGCAAAAUUGCAACGGCGAGAUGGGCAACAAGUCAUCACUGUUCCUCCGGAACGAGGAGAUAGCGCAGAUUCAGGAGGAAACUGGUUUUACUCCCAACCAAAUCGAGAGAUUGUACUCGCGCUUCACGUCGUUGGAUCGCAACGACUGCGGGACCCUCUCCCGCGAGGACCUGAUGCGGAUCCCGGAGCUGGCCAUCAAUCCGCUGUGCGAGCGCAUCGUCCACUCGUUCUUCGCCGAGAGCACCGACGAUCGGGUGAACUUUCGGCAGUUCAUGAACGUGCUGGCCCACUUCCGUCCGCUGAGGGAUAACAAGCAGAGCAUGCUCAACAGCCGGGAGGAGAAGCUGAAGUUCGCCUUCAAGAUGUAUGACCUUGAUGACGACGGCGUGAUUAGCCGGGACGAGCUGCUCUCCAUUCUGCACAUGAUGGUGGGCGCCAACAUCAGCCAGGACCAGCUGGUCAGCAUUGCGGAGCGCACAAUCCUGGAGGCAGACCUCUGCUGCCAGGGCAAGAUAUCGUUCGAGGACUUCUGCAAGGCCCUAGACCGCACCGACGUCGACACAAAGAUGUCCAUAAGGUUUCUCAACUGAGGCCAAGAUACAAUCCUGGACCAGAGACAUAGAUAGAGAGAGAGCAAGCUUUUUAGUCAGUGUGUACCAAAUAGUUUAGGACGGAGGUGGAGUCUACCGAGAGGCAUAACUUGUAUUAGUAGUCGUUAUGGAAGUGUGGCCGGUGCGGCCCGCACUUGAUACAAUUCUUAAUUCUUCUUUAUUCCGCUGUAAUUUAAGGUUUUGAGGGCAUUUUGUUUUUAGUUGCUUGCAAAUAAAGGCCAACAGCGUGUCAUUUAAA